AAAGCAAUGGGCUAGCUCACAAUAAUGAUAUGAGAUAGCCGAACAGUGCACCGUUACUUUACUAAAUUCUGUCCGUCUGAGGCUGUUAAAUCCAGAUAAAGUUUGAUAUUUACAAUUUGCCAACCCUUCGCUCGUCGCCACGCCAAAGAAAACAGUUUUAUUGAUACUCAGUGCCAUUCUGUGAGGCGAGAAAGCGGCGAGAGCCAGUGGAAGAAGAAUUGCUUUUAGCCAGUCAUUGCCAUGGCCUCCGAAAGCGGCGAUAGCAACAUGGAUAGAGAAAUGAUUUUAGCCGACUUUCAGGCUUGCACUGGAAUUGACAACAUUGCAGAGGCAAUUACUCUGUUAGAGCUUAAUAACUGGGAUUUAGUGGCAGCUAUCAAUGGCGUGAUACCACAGGAGAAUGGAAUCUUACAAAGUAACUUUUCCAGUGAGGCGAGCCAGUCCACCAUGUACGGACCUCCUAGCCACGCAGAAGCAGCCGACGCAGCAGCGGGAAGUGCAGCUCCUCCCCCCUCCUAUUCGUCUUCAUCCUCUUCUCCUCCGUCGUCCUCAACCUCAGCUUUUUGCCCCCUCAACCCCACCUCCCGACACAUCGUAGAGCGUCAAUCCCGAAUGCUCAACUUCAGAGUGGAGUACCGGCAACGCACUGUAGAGCUGGUGCUGGAGGAGGGUAGCACAGUUGGAGACAUCAAACAAAUCCUUGAGACAGAGCUUGGUGUUCCAGUGUCCAAAAUGCAGCUGAAGGGAUGGAAGAGUGGAGAUGUCUCUGAUAGCACGCUGCUGAGAAGUUUACACUUGCCCAAGAACAACAGCCUGUAUGUCCUGACCCCAGACAUUGCCCCCACUGCCAGCACCAGCACAAACAGUGCUCUCCAAGAGUCGUUAAACCAGAACUUCCUGCUGAUCAUUAGCCAUCGUGAGGCUCAGAGGGACUAUAAUCUCAACUUCCCUGGCUCCAGAACCAUACAAGAGGUGAAGAGGAAUGUUUCAGACUUGACCAACAUCCCAGUCCGGCAUCAGCAGUGGGAGGGAUGGCCUGCAUCAGCAUCCGAUGAUUCUAUGACACUAGCUCUCUCUGGGAUCAGCUAUCCCUGCCAUCACCUCAGUGUUUGCCGAAGGUCCUCACCAGCCAAUGCCCAGGAACCUACAGAAGAGUGUGCAGAUGUCCAUAUGAUCAGCGACAGUGAGGGAGAUGAUUUUGAAGAUGCCUCAGAGUUUGGUGUGGAUGAUUCAGAGAUGUUUGGAAUGGGCUCCUCAACCUGUCGGAAAUCCCCUAUGAUGCCAGAGAAUAGUGAGAAUGAAGCUGAUGCCUUACUUCACUUUACUGCCGAAUUUUCUUCAAGGUAUGGAGAGACCCACCCAAUGUUCUUCAUUGGGUCUUUGGAGGCAGCAUCUCAAGAGGCCUUCUAUGGUAAAGCCAGAGAUAGAAAGCUGCUUGCCAUCUACCUCCACAAUGAUGACAGUGUUCUCAGCAACGUGUUCUGCUCCCAAAUGAUGUGUGCUGACUCCAUUGUUUCUUACCUGAGCCAGAACUUCAUCACAUGGGCCUGGGACGUCACUAAAGAAGCUAACAAAGCCAGACUACUCACCAUGUGUACAAGACACUUUGGCAGUGUGGUAACACAGACUAUACGGACAUACAAGACAGACCAGUUCCCCCUGCUCCUUAUAGUCAUGGGCAAACGUACAUCCAACGAAGUUCUAAAUGUUAUUCAAGGCAAUACAACAGUGGAUGAGCUGAUGAUGAGGUUAAUGGGUGCAAUGGAGAUCUUCACAGCACAACAGCAAGAGGACAUCAAAGAUGAGGAUGAGAGAGAAGCAAGAGAGAUGGUGAAAAGAGAGCAAGAUGAGGCCUACCGUUUGUCUUUAGAGGCUGACCGCAAGAAGAGAGAAGCUCAAGAGAGAGAAGAGGCCGAACAGGUUCGCCUAGAACAGAUGAGAAAAGAGCAGGAGGAGGAGAAGGAGGCAAUCCGUCUGUCAUUGGAGCAGGCCCUACCCCCAGAGCCUGAUGAAGAGUCAGGAGAGCAAAUCAGCAAACUGAGAAUCCGCACACCAAGUGGCGAGUUUCUGGAAAGGCGUUUCUUGGGCAGCUGUAAGCUCCAGGUCCUCUUUGACUUUGUGGCCUCCAAGGGAUAUCCGUUUGAAGAAUUCAAGCUCCUCACCACCUUCCCCCGUAGAAAUAUCACCCAGUUGGCCCCAGGAUCAACUUUGUUGGAGGCCAAGCUGUUUCCACAGGAGACACUUUUCUUGGAGGCUAAGGAGUAGAGUUGCCCCCUCUCACAGCUGAGAGGACUGACUGAUGAACUGGCUGGACGCACACUAGUCACCGAGCAUGGGCCCCCCCUCCCCCCAGUCUGGGCCUACAGUACACACACAUACACACACACCCACACAGACACACAUAAACGACCCCCUCUCAGACUUACAUAAACACACUGGCAUGCACAUCCAGUGACACACAAGUGCAAGUAAGCUUCUCUGCCCUCGGCCUGGUCGUGGUACGGGAAUGCCUCGUGUACACGUGUUGCACAGAGGAGCAAAGACAGUAUCACAAGCACACAGCCAAACAUCCACCUCCUCAAACUCUCUCUCGUCUCUCACUCUUCACACAUUUCACCACUUCACGUUCUCAAACUGCUGUGUCAAGGUUUUCUCUCACAACACAAACACAGUAUGGUAACAGCAUUGAGGGACUGAGUAGACAAAUGUUGUCACAGGAAAAAAUAAAAUAAAAAAAAACAAAUGCGAGGACUUGUUCCCACGUUUCCUCAUAAAACACAACAAGGCUGCUUUUUUAGAACAUGGUUUUUGUGUUUGAAAUAAAAAAAAAAACUCCCCCCCUCCCUUUAACCUUUCCCAAAUCCCACUUUCUACCCCUCCCUCCUCUGCCUCUCCCUGUCCUCCACCCCUGCACCCUCUCUCCGUCCGCUCUCUACUGUGGGGAUGGAACUUGAUGGGUCACCUGAUCGAUCUCUGCUCCCCUGGUUUUAACAUCCACUGCUCCACAAGCCAAUAGAUUGCUCAGUUUUCUUUUUUCUUUUUUUUUCUGGAUCUUUUUAAGUUUGAUGCUGUAUUAGUUUUAGUUUGAUAUACAUUAUAUAAAAUAUAUGAAUAUGAACAUCA
Mugil cephalus (flathead mullet) is the source of this 3123-nucleotide messenger RNA. RefSeq names its product Fas (TNFRSF6) associated factor 1 (gene faf1). Gene Ontology annotation, cellular component: endoplasmic reticulum; nucleus. Gene Ontology annotation, molecular function: ubiquitin binding; NF-kappaB binding. The coding region runs from base 241 to 2265 and encodes 674 amino acids. The transcript has 19 exons. The record is from RefSeq and is a predicted model, not a curated record. NCBI's taxonomy places the organism in Eukaryota, Metazoa, Chordata, Actinopteri, Mugiliformes, Mugilidae.